UCCGGGAGUCGUGUGGAGUGGGGCAAGACCCCAACCCUGCUCCCUGGCUGGAGCGGGGCAAGCCCCAGACCCAACUUCCCGGUGGGAGCUCAAGGGACAGAUUAAAAUGUCUGCAGGGCCGUAUGUGGCCCCCGAGCCGUAGUUUGCCCACCUCUGGCUUAUUGAGAAUAUUUAAUAAGAGAGAUCCAAAGUAACCUGUACCUAGGACAAUAGGCCUUGGGAAUUGGUGGGAGUGGAUGUAAUUAGGGCUAUUACCAGCAACAAACAAAGGAUACCAGUAUAUCUUGACAGUCAUGUAUUAUCUUCCAAAAUGGGUGGCAUAAAUCAGCACAUGAGGUGGGAAAGAAAAUCUGUAAAAUUAUAAAUUGAUUUGGAUGUCUAUGGUGAAUAUUGACGGAUCUUGGUUCUGAAUUCAGUAAUGAGGUAAUGACUUAUUUUUUAGAUUUUUGUUCACUAUUUCUUCAACCACACUAUCGGGUCAUAGAUAUUUGACACUGACUAUGGGCUUCAUUGUCUUCAUGAUUUUUUUUACUGUAAAUUGUUGCUGACACAUUUUUCUGUCUCCUUACCAAUUUUUUUUAUAACAAACUGAUUGCAAACUUAUUUUUCCAUGUAGUCAUUCUAAAAGAUAGAAUAGGAAACCAUAGUAAUUACGUGUAAAAUCAAUUUAAAAUAGGAGAAGGAACAUACAUGCAGACAUUUCCAAAGGAAACUUUAUGGCAUAAUUUUAUUCUUUCACUUUAACCUGGCCCUUUGUGGGGAAAAAUGGGGAUAUAACAUAGCUUCAUCAGCUCAUACCACCCACAAACCAAUGGACUGGAUGAAAACAACAAAUCCAUCAAAUUUUAGAGGGGGAAAUUUCAAUACUAAAUACAAGUAGCAUGCACCAGGCCAUUAGCUACAUAUUGGUAAUACCUCUUCAAGAUCAAUUUAUUACAUUGCAACUCUUUUUAUUGUAUCAAAUGUGAAAUCAAAAAUAAUCAAAGCUCUGCACUGUGAUGUCCUCCUCCUCAGACCUUCUUGAUUCCAUAUAACCUGUCUCAAUCAAGACAUCAUGUUAACUAUUUGUUUUCACAAACUAAUCAAUCACCAUUUCUUACAGAGCACUGUGGAAGUUGGUUGAUAACACUGGGAGUAAUUGGGAUGAAUUUUUUUAUAACAUUUUCUUUUCUUUUAAAUCUAAACUGCAAAUGAGAACAAAAAUGUCAUCCUUUCAACUGUAGUAUGGCUUUGAAGCAACAUUUCCAGACAAGGGCUCAGAGAAUUAUAUAAUUGUUCGUCUACCGAGAAACUGGAAAAUCCAUAUUGGGACUCUGGAAAAUUAAAAUUGUGGAACACAGGAGACAAGCAGAUGGGCACAACUGUGGGCCAGUCAUUCUAAAAUUAUUCAGUGUAAAAUUUUGAUUAUUUCUUAAUGAUGUGUAAUUAUGAUGUGUUUUCUAAUUAAAAGUGUUAGUUUGUAGAAAUGUAUUUAGACCAUAAAGAUAUCAGUACUAUGGAAACCACACAAGAGACUCUAACUAUAUAUAGAAGAAAAAUCACAAUUCUUUAAUGAAAGUCAGGUAAUAACUUUGUUACAAGUACCUAGUGAGACCAGAGUAUAUGGGAAGAUAACAGGCAGAGUGGAAUAAUGUCAUAUCACAAAGUUAUCUUAAUACACAUACAGUAGGAUAUGUUAUAGGUUUGGUUCUCUAACGGUCUCUCUUUAUGAUUAGUGAAAAAUGGGGAGUGGGUAGAUGGUUGACAUUGAAAGAGCAAUGAAAUCUAAUUGGAUAUAGUUAUAUCCACCAGCAGUCAACUAGAAGUUUGAGAUAAAUAGAACCAAAUAUAAUUUAAAAUAUGACCCCCAAAAAGAAAAAAUAUUUGCAAAUCAGUAACUUAAUACUUGAAAUAAUUGACAUUCAUGAAUAAAUCAAGAUUUCUAUUUAGAGUUUUGGUCAUAAGGUAAUCAUCAUUUGAUUACAUUAUAUUGAUUUUGCAGAGAGCAUGAAGGAGUACUGCAUGUCCUGCGCCUUGUCAUACACAAAAAUUAAAAUGAAGAUUGCAUGCUGGAAAUUUGCUACAGGAUCCUAUUGCUCCCACCAACUCCACGUGUCAGCAUUAUGUCUGCAAAACUUGUAAAGGCAAAAAGAUGAUGAUGAAACCAUCAUGUAGUUGGUGCAAAGACUAUGAACAGUUUGAGGAAAAUAAACAGUUGAGCAUUCUAGUGAACUGCUACAAAAAACUGUGUGAAUACAUAACACAGACUCCAUUGGCACGAGACAUAAUACAAGCAGUUGACUGUUCUGCAGAUCUUUUGGCUUUGCUCAAAGAUGGAUCACCACUCCAUGAAGACACAGAAAACAUUUCUGAUGCAGCCAUGCCUUUGUGUUUGACACAUUCUCCAUUACCUUCAACCUCAGAACAUAUUAAUGAUCCUCAAGCUAGUUUUUCUUCAAUACCUGAAAGUACACAUAAUAUUGAUAUUAGAAGUUCUGUUAUCAAUGGAUUGCCCAAUUGUAAUGGGCUUUCAGUGGAUAAACUUGGAGUAAAUAUUCCUUCCCCUGAACAUGCAAAUACAAUUGAUGUGUGUAGUACUGGAGAGUACAUAAAAACUGAGGAUAUCUCUAGCAGUCUUCAGCCUGUGUGUGACACAGUUUCUACUAGUGACUUGUGUACAUCAGGCCUUGACAUCUGCAGUUUCAACGAAGAUAUAAAGCCUGGCUCGCUAUUGCUUAGUGUUGAGGAAGUUCUCCGAAGCUUAGAAACUGUUUCAAGCACUGAAGUCUGUGGUUCUGAUUUGCAGCCCAGCUUGGAAGCCACCAUAUCCAAUGGUCCUUUCCUGCAGCUUUCUCCCCCACCUCUUAGCCAUAAUGUUUUCAUGUCCACAGGUGCUUCUCCUCAUGGGAUCUCAUGUACAGCAGCAACACCUAAGGUAGUUAAGUUAAACCGGAAGCGAUCUCGAUCAGAAAGUGACAGCGAAAAGGUUCAGCCACUACCCAUUUCCAGCAUCAUCUGUGGCCCAACGUUGGGAGCAUCAGCUCCAGUAACAGUAAAACAGGAAAAUAAAAUGUCUUUGCAGCCUGUAGCAACUGUACCCAAUGGAGGCACUACUCCCAAAAUAAGUAAAACUGUACUCCUGCCUAAUAAAAGCAUGAAAAAGAAUCUAGAACAUGCCCCCAAGAAAUCUCACCCGAAAGCCAAACCAGGAAUACUGAAAACAAAAGACAAAGCAAAGGAAAAGGUUGCUAGCAGUAAUGUUAUGCCAGGAAGUCCGACAAAAACUGCAUACAAAAAGCCACAAGAAAAGAAAGGGUGUAAAUGUGGUCGCGCCACCCAAAAUCCAAGUGUUCUUACAUGCCGUGGCCAACGCUGCCCUUGCUACUCUAACCGUAAAGCCUGCUUAGACUGUAUAUGCCGUGGCUGCCAAAACUCAUAUAUGGCUAAUGGGGAGAAGAAGCUGGAAGCAUUUGCAGUGCCAGAAAAGGCCUUGGAACAGACUAGGCUUACUUUGGGCAUUAAUGUGACAAGCAUUGUGCGCAGUGCCAGCACAAGCACCAGUGUAAUUAAUGUGACAGGGUCACCAGUAACUACAUUUUUAGCUGCCAGUACACAUGAUGAUAAAAGUUUGGAUGAAGCUAUAGACAUGAGAUAUGACUGUUAAAUCUUUUUUUUUUUUGUCUUUUCCCUGCCCUUAGUAGGGGAACUGCUACAGUUUUAAGGCAGCUAUGGUUCUGUUUAACUUGCCGAAGCUCCUGCCUAUAGAUCACUUGUAUCAAGUGUUUUUCAUUGCUAUGUUAUGUGUGUUAGUGUCUGGGAAAUAGUUUGCAGAUAAUGGAGGAGUUACCCUAAAACUAUGUCUUUAGAUCUCACAGCACCUCAUAGUUUGAGAUCAGAUGCUGAUGUAAAUGGUUUUAAUACAAGAUGACCUUUGGAAAGGAACAUAUUAACCUCAUUGUACCAGUUAAUGCUUUGUGCUCAAUUAAAACUUCCGAUUAAAUGUAAGGAAGUGGUAUCUAGUCAGUCUAUCAAAGUUGUGCUAAUUUAUGAUGUGUGAAAGUAACUGCCAAAUACACUGCCAUAGGGAGUCAGUGUUGCUAGCAAAUCACAUCCCAUUCCUGUUGAAAGUACAGUAUUAACGGAGGACUGCAGUCUUUGAAUGACACAUCUUUUUUGAUCUUGAGCGUUGGUUAUCUAGAGCAUGGAACAGUACAAAUCAGUAAUUUCAUGGAAAGAAAAGUUGUCCCUCAUUGGAAUUGGCUAAGAAGUAACUGGGCAAUCAACUGGAGUCAGUUGUAAAGUGGCUGUCCCUCCAGAUCCUGCUCAAGUUUCUGUGUAAUCGCUUCAUUCACUUUUUCUAAACAGCCUGCAGGUGGAUGUGUGACUGGUAUAUUUUAUGCCCUGUGGCACUAACUCCAUUCAUCUUUGGCAUGUUGCUGUUCACUUCAUCAGGAGAGGGGAAACAACUGAUAAACAAAGAAGGGCCAAAUACCACAUAUGUAAACCCAUUGAUUUCAGUGGGAGUUGCUGCAAGUGGUAUCUGAGAAGAAUUUGACCCUAGGUUACAAAUAUAAAAAAUAAAUCUGGGCUGGGUUAAAAUCUUUGUCCAUUGGUGCCCCCCAAUACAUCCUGGUUUAUACAGCCUUUACCCACCAUUGGUUUCUCUUUUCUUCACUUAAAGAUAUAAAUGAGGUUAACACUGUAUUGUGAUACACUUGGGAUCUAUUUACUCUAGGAAAAUAGCCCAUUGUUACUUGCUUCCCCUCAGUCAGGAAAGAGAACUGAUGGGUAAACAGGAUCAAGUUAUUUUCAGUACUCAUUAGGUAAAGUAUGCAAUACAGCAUCUUCCACCAAGUGUUCAGCUCACUCGUCUACAUUUAGUAUGCCCAACUGGUUGAUUUCCUGUUAAUCCCUGAAAAUAAGGAAAUAGUUCAAAGAAGGCUUUUUGCAUUUUGCACAACAUUACAGCAGUUUUAAGAUUUUUUUUAAUGCCAUUCUAAAAAGUCAGACUUCCUCAUGAUGCAGAGAUAUCUCCUCUUUAAAUGGCACAGCACCAAAAAAAGAUGGUCUGACUAGUAUACAAAGCAUUAUCCUUGUAAUUUAAAGGACAAUUACUAUUUAUAACAGCAUGUCUAAAGAGAAACAGUGCUUGAAUUUUUCAAAUUCCAUUUUAUGGCAGCCAUAUUUUUAUUAAUUAAAUGAAAUCUCCAAUGAAUUAUGACAUAAUGGAUAUAUUUUGAUUGUGCACAAAGCAUGUACAAUGAUGGUUACCUGUCUAAGAAAUAAGCAAAAACUUUUUGGACACAAAUCAAAUGACACCACCUUUUGUUUUUGUAGUGUACUAUGGUGUCAUUUUCUGUGAAUGUGGUCAGAUAAUUUUUUUCGUUUUGUUUUGUAUUGCCCCCCGUCUUUUUUUGUGGGGUCGGGUAGGGUGGGGUGUUAAAGCCAUAGGAAGAAAAAUGUGAUGUAUGUGUCCAGUCUGUACUAUUUUGUUUUUGUUUUGCAAGAAGAGUUGAAAAAUAUUUUUGAUAACGAGAGUAAAUGGUGGAAAAUGCUUCUUAGUAUUCUUGUCUUUAUUUGCCAAUCCAAGUACCUGAAUUCCCUUUUUUUAACCCUUAUGAGGCUUAAUGAUGUCCUAUUAAAACAUAUUUAGUUACAUUUGUAUGUGAUUUUGUGUGUUGACCAAGAGACUCCUACCAUUUUCUACUUUGGUGGUUUGACUUUAACCUACUCAUGUAAAUCUGUGUUUAUUAUUCCACUACAUGUAAGUAAAGUAAUCAAGUGACAAACAGAUUUUAGUGGAGUUUGAGCAACAUGGGUAGUAGCUUCUGAACACUUCCGCAAAGCUGUUAAGUUUUGCUGAGAUUGUUGUUAGUACAUUUAUUUGUACUCUAAACUAUAUACUUCAGUACACAUUCCUCAAUGUAGGAGUAGUUUGGAAUUAUUUAUUUUUUACUGUUGCAUUAAGUGAGGUUCCAGUUGUUGGAGAUUUAGGUGAAGUGUUUUUUGGAAGCAUUGAUAGGAGACCCCUGAUCAUUAAUGUAACAUUGCUAAAUGGUAAAUUCAGGUUGUUUUAAAAACAAGUUUUCUUUUAUGCUACCACGUUCUUUAAAUGUGUAUUAAAAUGUAAAUUGAUUAAUAAAUGUUAGUUUUCUAAUUCUA
Molecule: messenger RNA, 6141 nt
Organism: Trachemys scripta elegans
Lineage: Eukaryota; Metazoa; Chordata; Testudines; Emydidae
Gene: MSL2
Product: MSL complex subunit 2
Exons: 3
Coding region: 2132-3643 (503 amino acids)
Cellular component (GO): MSL complex
Molecular function (GO): ubiquitin protein ligase activity
Source: RefSeq, a predicted model, not a curated record